AUGGCCUCUGUCACUUCAAAAUCAUCUAAGAAGGACGAGGAGGAGGAGCGCGACAUCAUGCCCGACGAUCUGAUUGAAGAUGAAGAGCAGGAUGUCAACUCGGAGUUAGAUGCAGCCCAACGGGAGUAUUUGGCGCACUAUCAGCAACUGGAAGACUUUUUGUCGCCAAUGUCCCUGGAUGAGGCUGUGCUGUACAAACUGGCCCGGCGUUUUUCCACCACAUACCGUAACCUGGCUUUGACAUCGGAUCAGCAAUUUUUGCCGACCCCCGUGACUCAGCUUCCCACUGGCCGGGAAACUGGUCGCUAUUUGGCGAUCGAUGUAGGAGGUAGCAACCUUCGAGUCGCAUUCAUCGAAUUGCUUGGAGAUGCUGUGGAUUCAGAUGUUCGUCCAACAGAUGCCACAGAGAGGUCACGGGACACCAUCCGGAAGGCCCAGCGUCAGCGAGUGAAGCGUACGCUGGAACGAGCUUGGCCAAUUCAGGAGCAUCUGAAAAUGGACAAAGCGGAGGAUCUUUUCUCGUGGAUUGGUGAUUGCAUUGCUGAGGUGGUAGCGGAGAGUCUAUCAUCGGAUGCCACUAAGAAAGAUAUUCCAGCCGAGCUAGAUAUGGGUAUCACAUUCAGCUUUCCUAUCAUGCAAGAAUCAUUGGCAGAAGCCACAUUGAUGCCGAUGGGCAAAGGCUUCGCUAUCUCAUCAAACCUUAAUCUGGGCAACAUCCUCCUGAAUGGAUAUGAAAAACACACAAGGAGACCCGAUGAUGAAGAUGAACCAUCAACUAAGCGCCGAAAGCUUUUCGCUUUGCCGAAGCUGAAAAUCCAAGCUAUUACCAACGACACGGUGGCCACGCUCGCUUCCCUUGCAUACAAGGUCAAGUCGCUACCAAACAGCAGGGUCGCCAUGGGUAUUAUUGUUGGCACUGGCUGUAACGCAACCAUUCCAAUGAAGCUCAGUGAAUUGCACGAAUCUAAAGCUAAGAGCGUCAACACAAUGGAGCCGAGCGCCGUGGAAACCAUCGUCAACACUGAGUGGACCAUCUCCGGAGCUGCACCGCCCUUGAAAGAACUAAACGUGACCACCAAAUGGGACAUCGAGCUAGAUCGGGCCUGUGCGCGUCCAGGCUUCCAGCCCUUCGAGUACAUGACUGGUGGCCGCUACAUCGGUGAACUCAUUCGUUUGAUCCUGUUCGACUAUCUCACAACAAUUGCCAAACUGUCCAAACGCGCCCUACCCGCAAACCUCAUCCAAGAAUAUGCACUGACAACCACGUACAUUUCCGACACUGUCGCCAAAGCGCGAUCUGACACUGACCUUGCCAAAGUCUUGAACGAAUCCCUCCCUCCUCCAGAAAGCAGCGACUGGCGCUGGGAUGCCCGAGCUGCAGGCGCAUUCCGAAAGAUUGCCCGCACAGUACAGAGACGAUCAGCUGGGCUGAUUGCUGCUGCCGUGGUCGGACUUCUAGCCUGUGCUCGCGAGAUCGAGCUCAAGGAAGAGAGCAACAGCAACUCGCCAGAGAAUCCCGCAUCACCCCAGAGCAACAGCGGCGCUGUCACAGAACAUAAUGGCACCCCUGACGCUGCGGCUGCGACGCUCAAGUCUGCUGCUACUGCUGUCAACCACGCUGUGCAAGGACAUGUCGUCCCUGUCAUUGACCCUAGGCCUUUGGACUGGCAGUCUGGACCUGAAGAGCUCGUUGUGGCUUACACGGGCGGUAUCAUUCAACAUUAUCCUCAGUUCAAGGAGAUGUGCCAGCAAUACAUUGACCGUCUCAUCAUGCGGACUGGGCCGCAGCGGGGUGGAAAGUCGGUUUUCUUACGGGAAGCCUCUGAUGGAGGUGUCAUUGGUGCCGGUGUAUUGGCUGGCAUGGUUGUUCGGAACUGA
This is a messenger RNA of Penicillium bovifimosum, 1878 nucleotides long. RefSeq names its product hexokinase family protein. Gene Ontology annotation, biological process: intracellular glucose homeostasis; glucose 6-phosphate metabolic process; glycolytic process. Bases 1 to 1878 code for a protein of 625 amino acids. The transcript is spliced from 2 exons. Gene Ontology annotation, molecular function: D-glucose binding; glucokinase activity; mannokinase activity. Gene Ontology annotation, cellular component: mitochondrion; cytosol. The record is from RefSeq and is a predicted model, not a curated record. Lineage: Eukaryota; Fungi; Ascomycota; Eurotiomycetes; Eurotiales; Aspergillaceae.